AUGCCCUCCGAGCUGCUCUCAGCACUUUUCAAGCGCCGCUCCGAUGUGGAUUCUGCGGGGCAGACCUGGGAAUCCAGGCCCACGGAGUCCUCGGCGGACGCUGGAGCGUCACACCUUGCCGGUCUGACGUUCGAUGCGCCCUCGGCGCAGGAGUGGCUAAAGCAACUGGAGCCAUCGCCAGAAGAAGACCUAUUGGCAGAUGCCCUGGUUGAAGGACUGUCCGAGCGCCAGAAGGCUGCCCCGUCGCAUCUUCCCCGUGCCGUGAAGCCGGAGGAAUCCCAGCGCUUGAAUGCCCUGGUCAUGGAGCUAGCCUCCCUGCAAGAACAGUUUUCCAAGGAGCGAGAGCAACUUGGAGCAGAAAAGGAGGAAGUCCGAGCAAAGGCCAAAGACCUCGAGAGAAGAGAGGCAGAGCUGGAGGCCGAGAGACAGGCUCAGAGAAAGCGUGAAGAGGAGAAGGUUGAGGAUUGCAUCAACAUCGCGGUCGUGGGCAACUCUGGUGUCGGCAAGUCCCUUCUGAUUAACAGGCUGCGGAAGCUACGGCCGCAAGCAGAGGGAUGGGCUGCCGUCGGGGUGAACGAGACGACGAGAGUGCCCACCAUGUAUCCGUAUCCAAAUCAUCCGCUGGUCCGCCUCUGGGACCUUCCGGGCGCUGGAACGGCGGCCGUCCCUGCUGAGACGUAUCUGCAGGACAUGGGGCUGCGAUACUUCGACGAGGUGGUGGUGGUGACAGCUGGACGGUUCACAGAGAUGGAGGAGGCACUCCGUGGUGAACUGGAGCGCCACGGAGUCCCGUAUCGCAUGGUUCGGACCAAGGUGGAUCAGGACAUUGCCAACAACAAGGAGGACAACUUUGUGGAGAAGCAGGAGACUUUGAAGCAAAUCAGAGAGGACUUGGAGAAAACCCACAAAGUGGAAACCACAAGUCUUUACCUCGUGUCCUCCAGGGACCAAGAUGACUUCGACAUGAUGGCGCUUGUUCCCCGCAGCCUCCGUGGAAUGCGGCGCCUCGCAACUGCCACGCAGAGCUCUGUGCUUUAUCCAAUGACGAACCUCUCAUCCCUUCGUGGGAGCCAGCCCUUGCGCAUCGUGGCGGGCAAGGGUGCUAAAGUCUACGAUGAUACGGGGAAGGAAUACCUCGAAGCCAUGGCCGGGCUGUGGUGCACAGCUCUCGGCUGGGGCCAUGAAGAGUUGGUGGAUGCAGCUACACGCCAAAUGAGGAACUUGUCCUACUACCACUGCUUCGCAGGCAGACAGGUUCCCAUCGCAGAGGAGCUCGCCGACAAGCUCAUUAGCUUGGCUCCGGACACGCUGCAGGGCGGCAAGGUGUUCUUCGGAAUGUCCGGGUCGGAUGCCAAUGACACGCAGGUCCGGCUGCUCUGGCACUACAACACCGUCAGAGGUUUGCCACAGAAGCGAAAGAUCAUCGGCAGAGUCCAUGGCUACCAUGGGGUCACCGUCGCCAGUGGUUCCAUCACCGGCCUCCCGCACGUCCACGCGCAGAUGGGGCUUCCGCUCGACUUUGUGCGGCACGUCAGCUGCCCCUCCUUCUAUCGCUAUGGCCGAGACGGCGAGUCGGAGGCCGACUUCGUGCGACGCCUGGCCGCGGAGCUCGAGGAGCUGAUCAUCGCAGAGGGACCCGACCAGGUCGCUGCCUUCUUCGCCGAGCCCUUGCAAGGGGCCGGAGGUGUGAUACUGCCGCCUUCCGGUUACUUCCCGGCCAUGCGAGAGGUCUGCGAGAGGUACGACGUCAUGGUGGUGGGUGACGAAGUCAUCACCGGCUUUGGCCGAACCGGCAAAAUGUGGGGCUGUACUGCCUUUCAGCAGACCGUGGAUUUGCUGAGCUGUGCCAAGCAGCUUACCUCAGGGUACGUGCCACUCAGUGCUGCCAUCCUCCCGCGUUUCAUGUACGAUGCGAUCGAAGCCUCCACGGAGAGUCGAGGCGGAGUCUUCGGGCACGGCUACACCUACACGGGGCAUCCCGUGUCCUGUGCAGUUGCACUGAAGCUGCUCGAGAUUUACGAGCGGGAACAACUGCUGGAGCGGGUGGUGCAGCUAGCCCCUCAAUUCCAGCGGCGCCUCCGUGGUCUCGGAGAGCACCCCUUGGUCGGCGAUGCACGAGGGAUCGGCCUCAUCGGUGCCAUUGAGCUCGUGAAGGAGAAGGAAACCAAGCAGCCUUUUGAUGCCAGCCGCGCCAUGGCGGCCAAAGUCGUGCAGUUCGCUUUGGAACGUGGGCUUAUUGUCCGGGUGCUUCCCAAUGAUGUUGUAUCCAUUUGCCCCCCACUCAUUGUGAGCUCUGCAGAGGUCGAUGAGAUCUUUGAUCGUUUGGAGGGCGCACUUUCAGAUGCGCUUGCGGUGAUGCCUCGUCUUCUGGCAGAUCUUUUUCCGGGCCUGAAGCGUCAGUUGGAUCCAGACGCGCCUGUCUUCUGCCCUGCUGGCACUACGCAAGCAGCGCAGGUUCACAGCGCUCCAUCGGCUUGGACUGACGCCUGGGCUUUGCCGCCGGCGCUUUCUGUAGCACUCUCCGGCCUGCAGGGCGGUUGGUGCGAUGCGUACCGCUGCAUCUAUCUGGUGCAGAACGACCGCUGCCACAUCACGCUGAGUUCGGGUCAUCAUACAGUGGUACCGCUGUCACAAGAUACUCGGGCCGUGUGGUGGAUGCAGACUCUUCGCCGGCAUUGGGAGUUGCCCAAUGGGAGUUAUCCAAUUGGCCUUGGCCUUGGGCCAGUCCUGAACCAGUCUGAGCUGAAGCCUAGGCAGUCCUCAAGGCCAGAAGAAAAGGAGAGCUCCGAUGGAAGCCGACCAAUUCGCAAGAUCAACCUUUGGUGUGGACCGAGCCUCAAGAAGCUUCGGGAUGGUUUCAAUUCGGUCAUGGACAUCAGGACGCAGCACGAGCAAGGUUUGGAGUUUGACGAUGAAUUUCCGUUGGAUGACCACUUCGAGGGCCUGGGAGGAAGCCUUGGAUCUUCUGUGAAGAGAACCAUUUGCAAGUUCUGGGAGGAGGGGGCCUGCAAGAAUGGAGCGACCUGCACAUGGGCUCAUGGCGCAGAGGAACUCGGCAUGCCUCUGUCACCUCAGCUUGAAGCUAUGGGCCCAAAUGCAAAGAAGACACUUUGCAAGUUCUGGCUGCAGGGAACCUGCACGAAGGGCUCCUCCUGCACCUUCGCGCACGGAGACCAGGAGCUCGUGAGCACGGCCCCAGUGUCCACUCUGUGGCAAGGCCUGAUGCAGAGGAGGAGUGCAGCAGUUUCGACGGCUCCUUCGCAGGGCCCGUGGCGAGCUCCAUCAGCAGGCGUCAGCUCCAAGCGCACCAUCUGCAAAUUCUGGGAGCAGGGUCUCUGCACGAAGGGGGACAACUGCACCUUCGCUCACGGGGAGGAGGAGAUCGGGGCACCGUUGGUUGCAAUUGAGAACAUUCAGCGCGUUGAGCCCAUCCGGCCGGUCAAAGUCACAGGCCCAGCUGUUCCUUUCGGCGGUGCCGAUGCAGUUGUUGCAGGGGGGAACACCAAGCGGACGAUCUGCAGAUUCUGGGAGGAGGGCACCUGCACGCGUGGCGAUUGCACCUGGGCCCACGGCGAGGAGGAGCUCGGAGCACCUGUGCUCGAUCGGGCAACGGCACGUCGAGGCCCGGAAGAAGUUGUCAACAAGAAUCUCAGUUUGUGUUUGCUCUGA
Messenger RNA from Symbiodinium sp. CCMP2456, 3669 nucleotides. The record is from the annotation of a GenBank genome assembly. NCBI's taxonomy places the organism in Eukaryota, Dinophyceae, Suessiales, Symbiodiniaceae.